Danio aesculapii is the source of this 3875-nucleotide messenger RNA. Its product is annotated as interleukin-6 receptor subunit beta. Lineage: Eukaryota; Metazoa; Chordata; Actinopteri; Cypriniformes; Danionidae. The coding region runs from base 246 to 2285 and encodes 679 amino acids. Gene Ontology annotation, molecular function: protein binding. The transcript has 17 exons. The record is from RefSeq and is a predicted model, not a curated record.
UUUUAUUUUCUGCUAAAUCUCUGAUCUUAUCAUGUUCUUCUAAACCUUCAGAUUGAGAAACAAGAGAAAACCACAGCACUUUCUCAUCCGUGUGUGUGUGUGUGUGUGUGCGUGUGUGUGCGUGUGUGUGUGUGUGCGUGUGUGUCUGUGAGAGAGAGAGUGCAAGUUCAGCAUUACUUCUGUUGAAAUAUUUAAUAAGUGUGUGUGUCCUCUCUUCAUGUCGAGUGUGUGUUUUAUUGCAUCAGAUGAAGAUGAACAGCAGCAGGUGUGUGUGUGUGAGCACGCUGCUCUGCUUUUUCUGCUUCUCCUGUGCAUUGAAGGGAAAUAUGAAGCAGAUUUCCAGUGUUCAAGAGCUGACGGUGACCGGCGCAGACAUGAUGCACUGUGAGAAACAGCAGAACGUGUGUGUGACGUCUGACACCGACUGCCUGCGUUCACCAGCAGAUCUUCAUUCUGCUCCAGAGAACUUCCUGAACACAACGUGUCACUUCCUGUUCCAGGAGAGCUCACUGACCUGCAGAUGGACACAGAUUAGAGACAGCAGAUCUGAGAUCAGCAGCAGCUUCAUUUUCAGCCAAGCUGAAGACGUGGACGACUGUCCAUCCAUAUUAAAUGUGCUCUCCAGCUUCUCUUUAAUUAUUAAAACCAAGGAUUUGUUGAGCCAGAAGGAGAUGUUCUCUGACCCCUAUCCGCUGCUCAUGCAGAAUAUAGUUCAAGCUCCUCGACCAACCAUCACGUCUGUAAAUGUCAGUGAAACGUCGGUGUCUGUAAGCUGCAGCAGUGGGAAAUACUCAGUCUCUGAAUGCAGAAUACGCUAUAAACUGCUCAACACUGAGGCCUGGACGGAGACCGCAGGUUUCAGCGUCUCCACCAAGUGUGUGUGUGUGCUCGGGGAUUUGCAGUUUUUCAGUGUGUAUGAUCUGAGCAUCUCCUGUUUUUAUGGAUUCGGCCGCUGGAGUGACUGGAGUUACACAACACGAGUAAAGACUGCUGAAAAACGUCCGUCUGCGUCUCCAGCUCUCAGUUAUUAUGUGUUUUCAGAUGUAAACUCUGGCCAUCAGCAGCUGCUGCUUCUCUGGAAGGCUCUGGAGGUCAGAGAGGCUGGAGGACUUGUUCAGGGUUAUGAAGUUUCCUACAUGCCCAUCAGACAGCCUUCACUGAAGAAAACCAUCAACACCACUGAUCUCAUGGUGUUUGUGCCGGUGCUGUCGGAGGAGUAUGAGGUCAGUGUGUGUGCGUUUAACAGUGCCGGACGCUCACCUUACAGCCAGCUCACACUCCACACCUCACACACACAUGGUGUGUGUGCGCUCAGGUCUCUCUGGGUUUACUCUGACGGCUCUUCUCUGCGGGUUCGCUGGGAUGGAGAGUUUACCGCGGUAAACCUCAGUGAAUUUGCCAUCCAGUGGAGCGAAGCCUCAAACCCUGAACACACACACUGGAGGAGAGUCAACAGAUCCACAUUUAACAGCACCAUCACAGACAUCAGAUGGCAGCAGGUUUACAGCAUCAGUGUGUUUCCAGUGUGUGAGCGUGUCUGCGGGCCUCCGUCCUCUAUCUCUGCUGAUCUGCAGCAUGGUGCUCUUCUAGAUCUUCAGCUGCUGUCAGUGGUCAGCGUGUCCAGCUCUUCAGUGUGUGUGCAGUGGUUGUGGCAGCAGAUGAACAGCAGUGUUAAUGUUCUUCAGUAUCGGCUGGAGCUCAGCGGCCCACAGGACACACACACGGUGUCGGUGUUUCCUGAUCAGAAGCAGCACUGGUUCCUCAAUCUUCAGCCAAACACACAGUACUCCGUCUACAUCCGUGCAGAAACUACAGCUGUGAACUUCACUAGGGCCAGUCUGGACAUCCACACACUCCUGCUGGAUUAUGAUGAUGUGCUGCGGUUUGCUGUACCGCUGCUGCUGCUGAUCCUCAUCUGUGGGAUUUUCUCUGUGUUCACCAGGAGCAUAUGCAGGCAGUAUUUAUUCCCGGUAAUCUCCAAUCCGCGCUGCAGUCUGAUUGGUCGGUGGCUCCUCAGCCCUCAUCUGCAGGCUGAGGCUGAGGUGUGUGUGCUGAUGGAGAGUGUGUUCCUGAUGGAGCAGCAGAUGGAGAAGAGCGUCCUGCAGCUCCUACAAGAGCCUGAUGAAGAUCUGAGCUCUUCAGAAUCCUGCGCUGAUGAAGGUACCGCUCUGUGGAGAGGAAACCCAGACACACACACUCCCUCCAGCCUGCCCGAGUACGUCCAUCUACCCGUAAUGCCCGAUCACACACACUACGUUCACAAUGGCCAGAUUCCUGCCGUCUGACAGGAACAUCACACUCAAAACACACACACACAUCAACAUGUGUUCAGUCUAAAUGAAGAGUCUCAAAGGCAGUUCAUGCAGGAUCCCACAACUAAAUAAUACAUGUGCCAAAGUCUAAAUGUGUUUGGAUUAUAAACCACUCCUCAGUGCAUAUCAAAAAAUAUAUUAUAGAUAUAUUCAUGAACUGUAUAUCAUCUAAUAUUACAAACAUACAGCAAAAUUAUUCAGCAUGCACUACAAAAUGCUUUUCUGUUUGAGUUUAAAUACCUAUAAUAAAAAUAAACAUAAAUAAAGAAGCAUUUAAAAAAAUAUAGUCUUGCUUUCUGAAAUAAUGAGUCCAAAUUAAGUGGGUUUUUAUCUAAAACAAGCAAAAUAAUCUGACAGUGGGGUCAGCUAAAAACUUACUUCAAACCAAAAAGAAAGGAGAUUUUUCUUCCCCCAUUGGCAGAUUAUUGUGCUGGUUUUAAGGAAAGCUCACUUAAUUUUGACUCUGAAAACAAGCCUGUUUUAGAAAAUGUUUCUUCACUCAGGAAUUUUUAGAUAUUUGGACAAAAAAAAGACAAUCUUUAAGUUAGAAAAGCAUUUUAGCAGUGUGCAUAUCAAUGAUCUCGCCAAAAACAUAAAUGACAAUAAAUAUAUGUAUUAAUAUUUCUUUACAUUAAUAAAGUAUACACACAAAUAUACAGAUGUACACUCAAAGGCCACUUUAUUAGGUACACCUUACUAGUACCAGGUUGUUCCCCUUUUUACCUUCAGAACUGCCUUAAUCCUUCAUGGCAGAGAUUCAAGCUCCUGGAAAUAUUCCUCAGAGAUUUUGCUCCAUAUUGACAUGAUAGCAUCACACAGUUGCUGCAGAUUUGUCGGCUGCACAUCCAUGAUGCCAAUCUCCCGUUCCACCACAUCCCAAAGGUGCUCUAUUGGAUUGUAACGAGUGCUUAUUUGAGUUACUGUUGCCUUUCUAUCAGCUGGAACCAGUCUGGCCAUUCUCUUCUGAACUCAGAACUGCCGCUCACUGGAUAUUUCCUCUUUGUCGGACCAUUCUCUGUAAACCCUAGAGAUGGUUGUGCGUGAAAAUCCCAGUAGAUCAGCAGUUUCUGAAAUACUCAGAUCAGCCCGUCUGGGAACAACAACCAUGUCACGUUCAGUCACUUAAAUCCCCUUUCUUCCCCAUUCUGAUGCUCACUUUGACCUGCAGCAGAUCGUCUUGACCAUGUCUACAUGCCUAAAUGCAGUGAGCUGCUGCCAUGUGAUUGGCUGAUUAGAAAUUUGCGAUAACGAGCAGAUGGACAGGUGUACCUAAUAAAGUGUCCGGUGAGUGUACAGAAAACAUUUGCAGUAAUCCACAAAAAAAUCUCCUACAUUUAUGAUUUUUCCGUAAUAAUAUCUCAAAAUUCCUAAAUUAAAAUAAUUAAGCAAGAUCACUUACUUAAAUAGCAUAAAACAUAAUCGCUCACUUAAAAUGACAGAAGAACUGAAAGUUGCUAAAAUGCAUGGAACAAAAGCAAAUAGGCAAUACAAAUAAAAUGAAUUAAAAAUACAAUUUAAUACAUUUCUAAAACUUCAGCGAUUAUGCUUUUUAUCUAGUUAUCG